AUGACCGAUCAACGAGAUGUCUGGAGCGCCGUCGUCAAACUAAAGAUACCGGCUCUCCCGGACAAGACUGCCGGUAACUUCGCCCGAGAGGACCCAAGUGAAAUCUACAGGGUUGGGGGUUGGGGGCUGAUCCGCCCCGGGGGCAGCAGGACGCCGGCUCCCGCACAGUUUCGGCCGCUAUCUCUGCCGGCAGGCCGGCGCCGCGGCGCCGAUCGCAGACGCCGGGGGCGGGAGCGGGGCGGUGUUUGCCGUAACCUGGCGUCGGAUUUACGAGCCACGGCGCCGUGCGGCGGAGCAUGGUGGGAGUUGGAAUCCACCGGCGACAGUGAAGACAUUUUGGAUGAAGUUCAACAGUGCCGUCUGGAGUCGGAGCAGAUAACAUGCAGGCAGCAAGGAAGUGGGGCUGUGAAGGGCCGAUCCUGGGUGCGGCUUGCUGUUAGCAUGAGGGAUCAUUUAGCUGGAGCAGCAGAUGGAGAAUGUCCAGAAGGUGUCGUACACGAAGAUUCCUUCAAGGACAUCUACGCCAAGUUCUUCCCUCACGGAAACUCGAGCAUGUACGCCCACUACGUCUUCAAGGCCUUCGAUGUCAACAGCAACGGUGCCAUCAGUUUUAGGGACCUGCUGGUGACGCUGUCGACGCUGCUGCGCGGCUCCAUGUACGAGAAGCUGCGCUGGACGUUCAAGCUGUACGACAUCAACGGCGACGGCUGUAUCACGCGCGCCGAGCUCUCCGAGAUCGUGUCGGCCAUCCACGAGCUGAUGGGCCGGCGCGCGCACCACGUCAGCAGGGUGGAGGACGAGAGAAAGGCGCGCGAGCAGGUCGACAGGGUGUUCAAGAAACUCGACCUCAACCAGGACGGCGUCAUCACCAUCGAGGAGUUCAUCGAGUCCUGCCUCAAGGACGAGGUGAUCACCAAGUCGCUGCAAGUGCUGGACGCCGGCAGCGGGCUAUGAUGGCCGGCCCGGGCGGCGGCCGCGGCCGGGGGCGGCGGGGGCGGCGGC
Schistocerca nitens (vagrant locust) is the source of this 1002-nucleotide messenger RNA. Its product is annotated as calsenilin-like. Gene Ontology annotation, molecular function: calcium ion binding. The transcript is spliced from 7 exons. The record is from RefSeq and is a predicted model, not a curated record. NCBI's taxonomy places the organism in Eukaryota, Metazoa, Arthropoda, Insecta, Orthoptera, Acrididae. Bases 1 to 954 code for a protein of 317 amino acids.